AUGACACUUUGGCGCAGCGUACAAGCUGGAACACAUUGCCAUGAUUUCGUCUCUGUGUCGAGGAAACUCAGCGACCAAGAAACCACGGCAAACCAACCCCCCGUUUCAUACCUGAGAUCUCAUGAAAGGAUCCUCCUAUUGUGCGAAGAUAUGAAAGAUGACGAGUCUUUGUUGGUUGCUUAUAACAUAUCAUUUUACCUGUACGUUGCUGGUCAUAAACGCCAUACCCCUAUUGAGAAAAUGAAACCGCGAUGCGGAACAAUAUCAGGCAUGAUAUUCGAGCUAUCCUUUGGGUUGCUGAUUGUAUCCUCGUGUCCCAGACUUUUGCACGAUUCGAUGUUUUGUUAUGCACCUGCUGCCCUCUUGCAGUGGAAGGAUGAAGUUCAUUCUACUCCCGUCGCCUAUACCAUGGCAUUGGGUACCCCGCCGCGUCUGCCUGCGAAGCCGUCAGCGCCCACGACAUGCUGCGUCAUUACCAUCCCUCUUCCCUUGCCUGAAAUAAGAAGCAUCCGGUACAUCAUCCAACGUCAAAUUAUUCAAGCCAAACAGAUGUCGGCCGAGAAAGAGAGAGGCAAUAUCUUGUCCGAUUCCGCGAAGACAUUGGUCUAG
Molecule: messenger RNA, 609 nt
Organism: Colletotrichum lupini
Lineage: Eukaryota; Fungi; Ascomycota; Sordariomycetes; Glomerellales; Glomerellaceae
Exons: 8
Coding region: 1-609 (202 amino acids)
Source: RefSeq, a predicted model, not a curated record